Scophthalmus maximus (turbot) is the source of this 2100-nucleotide messenger RNA. RefSeq names its product NOP56 ribonucleoprotein homolog (gene nop56). NCBI's taxonomy places the organism in Eukaryota, Metazoa, Chordata, Actinopteri, Pleuronectiformes, Scophthalmidae. Gene Ontology annotation, cellular component: box C/D methylation guide snoRNP complex; small-subunit processome. The transcript is spliced from 12 exons. Bases 225 to 1898 code for a protein of 557 amino acids. The record is from RefSeq and is a predicted model, not a curated record. Gene Ontology annotation, molecular function: snoRNA binding.
GUUUCAACUUCACACAAACCUUUCCUCUCUCCACUGAUAACAGUCUGUGUGCUCUGUGUCCAGCAGGUGGCGGCCUCUCGGGCCUCUCGGGUCUCGCGAGGUUACGCAGAUAUCGCGGUGUUUGGCUCGCGCCACAGUUCGCUGAAGAACGGCGGACUGCAGUCUUUACCCCGAGGAGCAGCAGCGGAGCGGUCGCCCCAGCUGCGAGCGGAGAUUCACGAAUCAUGGUGCUGCUACACGUGUUGUUCGAGCAUGCGGCGGGCUACGCGCUGUUCGCCGUCAAGGAGGUGGAGGAGAUCGGCAUGCUGCUGCCUCAGGUGGAGGAGAGCGUGCUGAGCAUCGGGAAGUUCAACAGCAUGGUGAGCCUGGCGGCCUUCUUCCCCUUCAAGUCGGCCCAGGGCGCCCUGGAGAACAUCAACGCCAUUUCCGAAGGCGUGGUCCAUGCUGACCUGAAGUUGUUCCUUGAGACAAACCUGCCACAUUCUGCCAAGAAGAAGGCGGCCUUGGGGGUUUCUGAUGCCAAAAUAGGAGCAGCCCUACAAGAAGAAUUUAGCUUUUCCAUCCAGACUGGCGGCGUGGUGGCUGAGAUAAUCAGAGGUGUGCGUCUGCACUUCCACUCGCUGGUGAAGGGUUUGACUGGCCUGGCUGCCUCCAAGGCACAGCUGGGCCUCGGCCACAGCUACUCCAGAGCUAAGGUCAAGUUCAAUGUCAACAGGGCGGACAACAUGAUCAUCCAGUCCAUUGCUCUGCUCGAUCAGUUGGACAAAGACAUCAACACAUUCUCCAUGCGUGUCCGGGAGUGGUAUGGCUACCACUUUCCAGAGCUGAUCAAGAUUGUGUCAGAAAACUCAAUGUACUGCCGCAUGGCUCAGCUCAUCGGAAACAGGAAGGAGUUGUCGGAGGAGAGUCUGCCGGGCCUGGAGGAGGUGGUGAUGGACAGCACCAAGGCUCAGGCCAUCCUGGACGCAUCGCGCUCCUCCAUGGGUAUGGACAUCUCUCCCAUUGACCUGAUCAACAUAGAAAGGUUCUCCAACCGCGUGGUGUCUCUGGCUGCCUAUCGGCUGGAGCUGCAGGAGUACCUGCGUUCCAAGAUGAGCCAAGUGGCUCCAAACCUGGCAGCCUUGAUCGGAGAAGUGGUGGGCGCUCGUCUGAUCUCACAUGCCGGCAGCCUCACCAACCUGGCCAAGUACCCGGCCUCCACCGUCCAGAUCCUGGGAGCAGAGAAGGCCCUGUUCAGAGCUCUGAAGACCCGAGGCAACACUCCCAAGUACGGCCUCAUCUUCCACUCGACCUUCAUCGGACGCGCCGCAGCCAAGAACAAAGGCCGCAUCUCCAGAUACCUGGCGAACAAAUGCACCAUCGCCUCGCGUAUCGAUUGUUUCUCUGAGGUGCCCACAAGUGUGUUUGGUGACAAGCUGCGUGGACAGGUGGAAGAGCGGCUCUCUUUCUACGAGACCGGUGAUCUGCCACGGAAAAAUGUGGACGUCAUGCAAGAGGCAGUGAAAGAGGCUACUGAUGUCGCAGCUGAGAUCAAGCGGAAACUAGACAAGAAAGAAAAGAAGCGCAGGAAGCGUGAAAAGAAGUCGCAAGAACUUGAUGCCAACGGUGACGCCAACGGUGAAGUUGAGGUGGAGAACGGAGAAGCAGAUGCCACCGUAGUCAAGAAGAAAAAGAAGCAGGCGACUGAGGAGAUGGAGGUGGAGGCUGAGAAUGGGGCGGAAGAUGCUCCAACCAAAAAGAAGAAGAAACGAAAGUCAGAGGUAGAGGAACCAGCCGCCGCAGAGGAGACGGAGACUCCAACCAAGAAGAAAAAGAAACAAAAGACUGAGGCUGAGGAGACCCCAGAAACCCCCGUGUCAGAGAAGAAGAAAAAGAAGAAAAAAGAGAGUGCCGACUAAGGAAUGUGGGCAAAGACUGAACCUUUAUUUUUCUGUACAGUUUAUUUUUUAUUCCUUUUACUUAGAAGCUAGUUUAUGGGAGGAGCUUCAUGUUCUGUGUUUUUGGCAAUGUCAAAGCAGGUUAGACGACAAAAGAGAUGCUUAUAACUGUGCCUUCAUGAACUCAAUGACUUGUAUUUCUGUAAAUAAAUUCUAAGUUUAA